CAUAAAGAAAACGGAAGUGAAGUAAACGACAUUUUGGAAACGAGGAACCAAAACAAGAGCGAAGAGAGAAACAAAAUGAGAACAAAAGGGCAGUCGGGGAUCCCCGACAUGUACAAGUGCUGUUUCUGCUGCCAUGUCAAGACAGGGACACUGUUUUAUGGACUCUUUCAGUUGAUUUGCCAUUUAUUCCUGAUUGGAGGGCUUAUUUUUGCCUCCAUUCAUCCUGAAAUCCUGCAGGAACAUGCCAGUAAGUGCACUGAUGUGGAGAUAGACACAACAUUGAAAAGUGAUCACAUGGAGACACAGGAAGAAAUUUUCAUCAGUAGAAAGAUGAAAAGAGAGGAUUUUGACUUGGCCUUCAUCAUCUGUCUGUGUAUGCUGACCAUUGUUCUUUUCCUCCUUUAUGGAGUCCUCAGGAAUCGGCCUGGAUACAUCUUGCCUUUCUUCUGCCUACAAGUGUUUGACUUCUGCCUGAGCUGUCUGACAGUCGUAGGGUACCUUAGCUACUCCCCAAAUAUCAAAAUCUGGCUCAGGACCCAGGGACUGUCCUGCGUACCUGGUCUGAAGCACCUGAUGGACAUGGACUCUCAAUGGCUGAUGCUUCUCUGUCUCCUGGCUUUUGUCCUGUUCCUGUCCAUGAAGGCUUAUCUGAUUGGAAUGGUAUGGAGCUGUUACAACUACUUGAAAUCCAGAAAUGUCAGCUGUAACCAGAUCAGAGAAUACUCUGUAGACCCAGACUCACAGGUUCUGCUGCCCCCAAAGUAUGAAGAGGCAAUGAGGAAUGGGGAGGGUCUGCCCCCACCCUACACAGCAUAAAGUGCAGGAGCAUCAUGAGAAAGGUCACUGAUAAUCUGUUCAGAUAUCAAGACAAUUAGCACAAUGUUGUUCUUUUGUUUUCAGACUUAUCCUUCCUAAAAUUUGAUACGUCACAUCUAAAUAACAACGUUGCAUAAUUAUAAAUAUAGUAAUAUUUGGGAAAGGACAGAAAUGAGAACGAUUUUAUCACUUUUCUUAUGAUGUAAAUAAACAUUAACUUGUGCAUUUUUGUUUGAAUUGGAUAAAAUUUAGUGAAAAUUUUAAAGGAGAAAGGAGAAGAAUUUUUACUGUCUACGAAUUUCUGUUUAUUAAUGUCAGAUCUAAGCUUUAUAUGCUGUACAUAGAUUAAUCAUUUUAGCUGUCUUGUUAUAAGCUUUCAGUUGAUAUUAUCCACUUAUACAAUUGUAUAUUGAUUAUUUGACUGAAAGACCCGAUACUAAGUUAUAUGCUGGUUUAAAAGAGAAAGUAAGAACAUCAUGGUGAGACCAGGUGUUUCUACAGGAGAUGUUUAACUGAUAUUUCUGUAUGACUUGGACAGUAUCAACUGAAAUUCUGUGUUUUAUGUAUUUCAUCACAUCAUUAUUACAAGUUAACAGGAUUAUAGAACGGAGCUGAUUGUAUAAUGGUUUACUAGUUCUCUGUCUUAGUGCUGUAUAUCACUCUGUAUACAGAGAACCUGUUAUUGUAUACAUCAGAUCAUAGGAAUAUUACAUCAAAGUCUCGAGUUAGAUUAAGGUAUCUGUUGAUAUUAAAUGAACAGUCACUAUGGACUACUAUCUGGAUAAGGCAGGUUUAUGUUCUGUGAAAUUUUAUACCGAGUCUCCAAGAGACUGAAGAACUGGGUAAUUGUGUUUUAAUCAUGCAUGCAGUCAUCCUAUCAAAUGUCAAUCACAUGUGGAAUUUUGUUAUUUGUCUCCAGUGAAUUUUAACAACUCUGUAAAGUUAUUUAUUGAAAGCAGGGAAGAAUGCCCUAGGCAGAUAAGGUCACUUGUAUAAGGAAUCCAGGUCAAAGGUCAUAAUUAUCAGAAUAUCUUAAAAUAUCUUUUAUUAAACAUGAAAGAUGGGUAUGAUCUGUUAUACAGGAAAUAAAUGAUGGAGUAAAUUGUUCAAUUUUAAGACACAUAUACUUCAGAGAUGAUGUUUUAAAAAUGGGAGUACUGAUCUUUCCUUGAAUCCUGACACAGGUAUAAACAUGGUUAUAUUGACAGGUGGGAAUUGAAGAUUUUCUUAUUUAAAAAAUUUAGAGGGGAAAUUUGGAUGAAGGAGUAGUAUUGAUUGCUUCUCUCAUGAUGAGAAAAUUAAUGUGUGGAACUGAGAUCAUUAGCCAGUUGUCAUUUUCUUCAAUGUUUCCACAUUGUCAACCUUUCCACGUUUAUAGGGGACAAUUUUAUGUGAUACGAGGAUGGUGCUUUAGGGUAAGCUUUAUGUUUGGGUUUUAAACAAUCAUGUGUAAGGCUUUUUCCUUUCAAUAAACUUCAUCCAAAAAUCCA
This is a messenger RNA of Saccostrea echinata, 2306 nucleotides long. RefSeq names its product lysosomal-associated transmembrane protein 4A-like. Bases 76 to 816 code for a protein of 246 amino acids. Lineage: Eukaryota; Metazoa; Mollusca; Bivalvia; Ostreida; Ostreidae. The transcript has 7 exons. The record is from RefSeq and is a predicted model, not a curated record. Gene Ontology annotation, cellular component: lysosomal membrane.